Molecule: messenger RNA, 1755 nt
Organism: Phalaenopsis equestris
Lineage: Eukaryota; Viridiplantae; Streptophyta; Magnoliopsida; Asparagales; Orchidaceae
Product: probable low-specificity L-threonine aldolase 2
Exons: 10
Coding region: 512-1615 (367 amino acids)
Biological process (GO): glycine biosynthetic process; L-threonine catabolic process
Cellular component (GO): cytosol
Molecular function (GO): L-allo-threonine aldolase activity
Source: RefSeq, a predicted model, not a curated record
CCAUGGAUGAUGGAUGGUGGAUAAUGGAUAAGGAACUCGAAAGCUCUGAAGCAUUCGGUCGGCCUGAGCUGGAGAAGAUGAUAAGCAUUGAUAAGCCCAUCCCGGCUUAGUAGAUCCAUCAGGCUUCCGACACCCAUUGUGGAUCCAAACAGGUCGUAGCGUCCGAUCACAUUCCGUCUGCAAAUUUUAAUUUAAAAAUGAAUUAAGUUCGUCGUCUUCCUUGGUGCUUAUUUUCUACUUUCACUGUGGAUUUGGGAGGUUUCGCUGGCUGGAGAGCGUAUGGGUGGGGAGCAUCUGGUGGAUGGCGGGCGAACACGUGCUCCAAUUUGCUUCAUGUUAGGGUUUAUAUAAGAGAGGAAAGUAAACCCGAAUUCCUUCCUCAUAUAUCAUUCGAGAAGAGGAGGCCCAUUUUGGGAGACGGAUACUGCGGUGCUGCGGGAUUUUCACCGUCGAAUUGAAGUGGAAACAGACAAAUUAAAGAAGGCAGCACAGCGUUUCUUCACAUAAGAACAUGAAAAUGGUGGCCAGAACGGUGGAUCUUAGAUCUGAUACUGUUACUAAGCCAUCUGAUGUGAUGCGAGCUGCCAUGGCUAACGCUGAUGUGGAUGAUGAUGCCUUAGGAACAGACCCUACAGCAUUCCGAUUGGAGUCCGAGAUGGCCAAGGUUACGGGUAAAGAAGCUGCCGUCUUUGUACCUUCUGGGACCAUGGGGAAUCUCAUAGCAGUGCUCGUCCAUUGUGAGACAAGGGGAAGUGAGGUUAUCCUUGGUGAUGAUUCGCAUAUUCAUGUUUUUGAGAAUGGGGGGAUUUCAGUCUUUGGAGGCGUGCAUCCUAAAACUGUAGAAAACAAUCCUGAUGGCACCAUGGAUAUUAAUAAGAUAGUGGCAGCAAUUAGAACUCCCAAUGAUUCACUUUACUACCCAACUACUCGGUUAAUUUGCUUGGAGAAUACGCAAGCCAAUUGUGGAGGUAGAUGCCUUACUGCUGAAUAUACCGAUAGAGUUGGAGAGAUUGCUAAGAAACACGGUUUGAAGCUUCACAUAGAUGGAGCACGCAUCUUUAAUGCUUCUGUAGCUCUGGGAGUUCCUGUUCACAGACUUGUACAGGCUGCCGAUUCUGUUUCGGUUUGCUUGUCGAAGGGUUUGGGGGCUCCUGCUGGAUCUGUUCUUGUAGGCUCAAAAAACUUUAUUGCAAAGGCUAGAAGGCUUAGGAAAGCCUUAGGUGGAUGCAUGAGGCAAGUUGGAGUACUUUGUGCUGCUGCUUAUGUUGCUUUGAGCGAGAACGUUAACAAGCUAGAAGAUGAUCAUCGAAAGGCGAAGAUGAUGGCAGAGGGACUAAGUCAAAUUGAACAAUUUAGUGUUGACAAAGAGUCUGUGGAGACCAAUAUGGUCUUUUUUACCAUCAUAGAUACUUCAGUUUUAUCACCUGAAAGGCUGUGUCCAGUCUUGGAAGAGCGAGAGCGUGGCGUGCUUGUGUUUCCUUCAAGCUCAACUAGCAUCAGAAUUGUUCUGCAUUACCAGAUAUCAGAAAAUGAUGUUGACUAUGCUCUGACAUGUAUUAAGCAAGCUGUUCAUCAAAUCUUGACCGAAGCAUCACCAAAACAAGUGAAGUACUGAAGCAGCCAAGAUAUAGUAUCACAAUCAUGGCCAUUGGAUUAUUUUAUUUCAUUUUUAAUUUUUUUAAUGGCUAUAGAACUGUUAGUUCUCUUAUGGAAGCUGCUUUAUUUGGUUGUCAGAAAUUAGUUGCACUUUCUUUA